AUGAGUGCAUCUAAUGCAUUAUGCUCAUCUACUUCAUCAAUAGAUCUAAAUAAUUUAUCUCCAAUUCAAGUCUUCAUUAGAAUUAAACCCAAUAGUACAAACGACCAAUAUGAAAUAAUUCCGUUCAAAUACUCUAGCAAUAAUACAAUUCUUACUCUACCUAAUUCACCUCCAUUAUCAUUUGAUAAUGUGUUUCUACCUCAAUCAACUCAAAAUGAUAUAUUUGAAUCAAUUAUUCCGCUUCUUCAUUUACCAUUAUAUGGUUAUAAUUCAACUAUAUUUGCAUAUGGUCAAACAAAUAGUGGUAAAACAUAUACUAUGUUGGGUCCUGAUGGUAAAUUAUCUCUAGCUGCUGAUUUAAUGGGGAUCAUACCAAGAACAAGUAGAUAUUUGUUUUCUGCUAUACAUAAACUUACAUCAUCGUCUCCGUCCAUACAAUAUCAAGUACGUGUGAGUUAUUUAGAAGUAUAUAACGGUCGUGUUUAUGACUUACUAAGAAAGAAUGAUAAUAAGAGUAACAACAAGCUGCAUUCUCUGAGCAUUCGUGGAGACAACCAGGGUAAUAUAAAUGUUACGGAUGCAGUAGAAAUAUCUGUACAUAGUAGUUUAGAAUUAGAGAAUAUAUUAUUGCAAGGUAAUCAAAGACGUGCAACUGCAUUUACAUAUAUGAAUGCAUCAUCAUCAAGAACAGGACAUAGGUAUGAUGAACAACAGCAAUGUAUAUUACUUAUACAUGGUUCUGGCCCUGCAAAUUCUUCAAUGUAUUGGAACGAUCUUGUAAGAAGGCUAUUAUUAGCAACGUCAUCGUCGUCUUCGCUGUCUCCCUAUUAUUUUGUAGCUAUAGAUUGUCCAGGUUAUGGUCGUUCAGAUGGUGAUAAACAAACAAUUCGUUCUUAUCCUGGCGCUUUUAUUCAAGAAAUAAUUGAUUGUAUUUCACCAAAAACACAUAAAGUAUAUUGCCUGAUUGGUUCUUCUCAAGGAGCAGCUGCUGUAUUCAAUGCAUUAGUCGAAAAACCCGCUAUGUCAUCAUUUUUAGCUGUGCAAAAUCCUGUUUCACACGAUCCUCAACGUUUUGUGUGUAUAAAACAGCCUACAUUAUUAAUGUACGAUACAGAUGAUGAUGGCCAUCCUGUUAGCGUUGGCAGAUUAGUUAAGAAGUAUAUACCAAAUAAUCAUUAUUAUGAAUAUGCAAGUUCAAAACAACCAAAGUGGUUAGAACAAUAUGCACAUUUAAAGUUGUUACAAUUAUUCAAUGAAUAUGACGUAAACAAUAAUACAACAAAUGCUUUAUCUUUACAAUUAACAGCAUCUUCGAAGAUUCCUCUUCCUUCUCUUCCUGCUUGUGUAUUUAUAGCAGGCGGUGUAAUCUGUUAUUUAUCAUCAUAUAAUCGUGAGCCAGUUUAUAAAAAUUCAAAGAAAGAAUUAGAAUCAAUUUUAUCAGCAUAUGAAAACCAAAGUGUUCAAAAUGACGAUUUGUUCGUUGAAAAAAUUGAACCUGAAAGGAUCGAAGAUGACGAAAGUAAAGCGCUAAGACUAGCUACAGAAUUAGCCCAAACACAAUGCGAUUUAUGUAACCAACACAUUAGUGGCAGUGAUAUGCCUAAAUCACUUCGAUUACCCGAUUGUCGUCAUUUAUUAUGUUAUUCAUGCUGUUGUGAGACAAUAAAGCUUAAUUCAUACGAAUGCCCGGUUGUUGGUUGUGCUACGAAACUUAAUGUUCCUUCCGCACAGCUAUCAUUAUAUUCUUUACCUUUCUCUUCAGAUAAUGAAAAGCAUAUAAUAAUACAAUUUGGAAAUUCUUGUAAAUUAUCAUCAUCAUCCAGUCAACGCUACGAAUACACCGCAUAUGUGAAAUGUAAAACGACCAAUGUGAUUGAUAGCGUUUCAUUUGAUAUUAAUCCCGAAUAUCCCAAGAGUGCUAUACGUGUUUCUAAAGCUCCAUAUGAAUUAAUUCGAAUAAUGAAUUUAGAAUUCACGUGUCAUUUUAUUAUUCAAUGGAAUAAAGUGUUGAACUGGCCUAAAUUACGCAUAACCUAUCAUGUUCAAAACAAACAAGACAAUUUUACAAGAAAUUUAUUAAUCAGAGUACCAAAUCAAGGCAAUACAAUGGCUAAAUCGCAUAAAACACGUGAAGAAGUUGUGUAUCAUUGGACUGAUAGAGACAGAACAAAACCGAAUAUAAACUAUGUGGUAUUGUCAUAA
This is a messenger RNA of Rotaria sp. Silwood1, 2202 nucleotides long. Lineage: Eukaryota; Metazoa; Rotifera; Eurotatoria; Philodinida; Philodinidae. The record is from the annotation of a GenBank genome assembly.